Molecule: messenger RNA, 690 nt
Organism: Trichophyton rubrum CBS 118892
Lineage: Eukaryota; Fungi; Ascomycota; Eurotiomycetes; Onygenales; Arthrodermataceae
Exons: 2
Coding region: 1-690 (229 amino acids)
Biological process (GO): regulation of DNA-templated transcription; chromatin organization
Cellular component (GO): NuA4 histone acetyltransferase complex; nucleus; Rpd3S complex
Source: RefSeq, a predicted model, not a curated record
AUGCUUUAUAUUGCCACUUCUUAUUCUUUAGCAUAUUCUCUUUGUGCUAAUUGUUCCAAUCAGGAGGAUGAAUUUAAUGCACGCCCGUCUAUUCGCAUAGUAAUACCAGAUAAUCUCAAGGCGCUCCUUGUGGAUGACUGGGAAUAUGUUACCAAAAAUAACCAGCUUGUUCCACUUCCAGCAAAAGGACCGGUUUCCACCAUACUCGAUCAUUACUUUGAAGAAGAAAAACCCAAACGGGCCAGUGCUUCGGAUAUUGACGUGCUCGAAGAGGUGGUGGCCGGAAUUAGAGAAUACUUUGAAAAGUCACUCUCUAAGAUUCUCCUUUACCAGUUUGAGAGACAACAAUACCAGAUGAUCAGCAAUAAAUGGGAAUCUGGAGCUGAAGGAUACGUUAACAAAGGGCCCUGUGAGGUGUACGGUGCUGAGCAUCUUGCACGUCUGUUCGCAUCUCUACCUGAGCUUAUUGCUCAGACAGGGCUGAGCCAGCAGGCUACACAGAGAUUACGUGAGGAAUUAUCAAAGUUCUCUAUGUGGCUUAGCAAACAUUCUGACCGUUACUUCUCUGCCAAAUAUGAUGCUCCAAGCAAAGAAUACAUUGACAAGGCCAAGGGCGUAAACAGCCAGGAUGCUCCUGGUACUGCCACGGCCCGCCUUUUCGAAAUGGACAAGCAAGAUAAGUCCGACUAG